AUGCGUUGUUAUUCUGAAAUGUAUAAUUCAGAUUGGUGGAAAAGAACUCAAAUAACAAUUCCUGUUGGAGCUAAACUUAUAUCACUGAUCUUAUAUUCUGAUGCAACAACAUGUGAUGUACUUGGUAAAACCACUCGACAUCCAAUUUUUUUAACAUUAGGAAAUAUACCACAAAAAUAUCGUAACAAACAAUAUGCUAAAUCAAUUAUUGGAUUUUUGCCAAUUCUGGCUGCAAAGAAUCAAACUGAACGCAAAUCAGAUGCUUUUAGAAAGGAAGUUCGGCAAAUAUUUCAUAAAUGUUUGGAUAUUAUUCUUAAGCCUAUAUAUAAUCAAUCUUUUAUUGGUUUUAAUGCAUAUAUUGGUCAAAAAUUAGAAUGGAUUUUUAUUCAAUUAACAUUAAUUCUAGCUGAUUUACCUGAAGCAGCUACAUAUUGCUUAACAUCAAAAUCUGCAAAUGCAAAAUAUCCAUGUCAUCAUUGUAUAAUUUCCAAACAAAAUUUAUCAAAUAUUUAUUUAGAUGAAAAAGAGCUAAUUAAACAAACACCAGAAUCUAUGAAAGCAGCAUUAUAUGGUG
Molecule: messenger RNA, 574 nt
Organism: Entrophospora candida
Lineage: Eukaryota; Fungi; Glomeromycota; Glomeromycetes; Entrophosporales; Entrophosporaceae
Source: the annotation of a GenBank genome assembly